AUGUCUCGUUUGUGCAGAAAUGCCUCUCCUUACCAUGACAAUACUACUUGCUUUGCAGGUUGGCCCGGUGCAAUAUGGCACAUAUUUCAGCCCUCCGACCUGCGCGCUCUCCGUGAAUUUUUGGUGAAACACCAGGUGCCUAGCAUCCAGCAGGGUCGUGACGCUGCUGGGGACGUCAUCCAUGACCAGCGCAUCUACCUGUCUUCAAAACAGCUUAGUCAGUUGGAAGCGGAGACUGGUAUCAGGCCCUACACGGUGUUGCAGUAUGUCGGUGAUGCCGUCUUCAUCCCUUCAGGCUCUGUGCACCAGGUUCGAAAUCUUAUGAGUUGCAUCAACGUAUCCGUGGACUUUGUUUCGGCUGAACAUGUGUCCCAGUGCCUUGAACUGACAGAAGAGUUCCGUCGCCUUCCUCGGAAUCAUCCCAGUCACGAGGACAAAGUCCAGGUGAAGAACAUGAUCUAUCAUACAAUAAAGGACUCUUUGUCUACAAUUUUGGAAACCAAUCGAAAACGGUCGGACUAG
This is a messenger RNA of Dibothriocephalus latus, 522 nucleotides long. The record is from the annotation of a GenBank genome assembly. Lineage: Eukaryota; Metazoa; Platyhelminthes; Cestoda; Diphyllobothriidea; Diphyllobothriidae.